AUGAAGGAAAUCAAAAUCAAGGGUGGAGGGAUAAUUCUAAUCAAAGGUGGAACCAAGCCCCACAAGAUCAACCUUACCCAAGCCAACAAGCCUACUACCACCAAGCUCCUCAAGGUCAAACACAAUACCAACAAUCCUACCAACAACCUUCACAAUCUCAACCUCAAGGGAGGUAUUAACAUCCCCAUAGUAGACCUAACCCUUCUCAAGGGAAGCAUCAAUGCUCUUACCCUUAGGAGCGACACCAAGUUAGAUGAAAUUGGUGUUGUGCCUACAAGCUUGAGUGAGGAAACCCACAAGAAAGAGGUGGGAGAGGAUAUGGGAGUGAUGAAGGAUGAUGAGGAAGAUGUUGAGAAGGAUGAGGAGGAACCACUCAAGUCCAAGGAGCCGAAGAGGAAGAAUCCGAUUGAAGAGCCUAUGCCCAUUCCAUUCCCAACCUUGGCGAAGAAAGCGAAGAAGCAAGAACAACUUGACCCCAACAGGGCCAUUCAACAAGUGCCCAAAUAUGCCAAAUUCCUCAAAGAUGUUUGUACCUACAAGGAGAAAAUUAGUGAACUCAACAAAAGGCCAGUAGAUGAUUCUAUCUCUUCUUUAAUUCCUGAAAAAUGCAACGAUCCUGGACCAUGUUUGGUUACUUGCUUGACUGGUGGGGUAAAGUUCACAGACUGUAUGUGCGAUUUGGGAGCAUGCGUAAGCAUUAUGCCACUCCCCAUUUAUGAGAGAUUGUACUUGUCACCCUUAAAGAGGUCCGGAGCGAGAUUCGUGUUGGCCGAUAAGAGCAUUGUAUCAGUUGUGGGGAUUGCAGAAAAUGUUUUGGUUGACAUCCAAGGUUUACUCAUUCCGGUGGAUUUCCACAUUUUGGAGACUCCUCCCAUAGACUCGGACAAGCCAUCAUCCAUUCUACUUGGAAGGCCAUUCCUAAAGACAUCCCGAUUCAAGCUUGAUGCACAUUCCGGAAUCUAUUCUUUUGAGGCCGAUGGCAAGGUAGCAAGAUUCACAUUGGAAGAGUUAAGGAAACCCAUCCUCGAAGCUUAUUCUAUCUUUGGGUGCAAUAUAGUUGAAGAUGAAGUGAUUGAGGUUGGCAAGGAACAACAAGAAGAGAAGGUUGCCAAGAAGUUUGAUUCAAGAGAUGGCACUCAACCCAAGAAUACCAAGGAGUUGGAGAUAUUCCUCCUUGGAGAAGUUUCAAGUGACCAAUGA
Messenger RNA from Arachis ipaensis, 1200 nucleotides. Lineage: Eukaryota; Viridiplantae; Streptophyta; Magnoliopsida; Fabales; Fabaceae. The record is from RefSeq and is a predicted model, not a curated record.